This is a messenger RNA of Penicillium paradoxum, 792 nucleotides long. RefSeq lists its product as uncharacterized. The coding region runs from base 1 to 792 and encodes 263 amino acids. The record is from RefSeq and is a predicted model, not a curated record. NCBI's taxonomy places the organism in Eukaryota, Fungi, Ascomycota, Eurotiomycetes, Eurotiales, Aspergillaceae. The transcript is spliced from 2 exons.
AUGGCUUUCAACAUGAGUCUACGGUCUCUGGGCCUGUUGCUGGUAUUGCUACACACGGUAUCGGCUCAGUUCUGUUCGUUCUGGAAUAAUGGAUGCAUCGACUCCCUCGCUCAGACGGCAAUUCGCUUUGACCUCAAACCUCUCUUCCCGGACCCCGUCACGCUCUACUACGGCUUCGAUGCUAGCACCUCCGGCAAGGGCGAUGGGCCGAUGACCAAGACGGCAUUCUGGCUGGGUUUCCAAAACAAAAAUGUCAAUAUCGAUGCAGUCGAUUCCAAUCGCACGUCGGAGAUCGGUCUCAGGGUUGGAAACUUGACCGGUACCCCUUCCGGGGCGAACAAUGGAUGCGAUGGAAUUUGGGGCGAGGAUUGUUCUCGGGAUCUCAAGAGUGCUCUACGAAAUGGCAUCUAUCAUCUCGCGGUGUCGGGCGAAUACUAUUCCAAGCCCCUUGAAGUCACUCUCAACAAGAUGCUCGUGAAGAAGCCGCCUCUCCCUGGAUGCUCGCCUUUUGUCUUUGAUGUUGCCUCGAUUCCAGUGCAAGAUUUCGCCAGAGAACGAGUCCCCGAUCGGAAUGUCACCAUCAUGCCACCUGGCUCAGGUGCUUGGCCGUGGCAGGUCUGGUACCUUGAUCACAUGAAUGCCCACAAACAAGCUUCCCAGGUGGCGGUUGGUAUCAUCAGUCGUUCCCCUUCUUAUAAUAGCAUACCGCCGGAUGGCCCAGAUGAUAUCAUGGUUGAGCUUGUCUGUGUCCAGGCUCCCUCCAGUGGAUCUUCUAGUGUCUCUCAAGACUAG